AUGCUCGUCCCGUCCCCCUCCCGUCGCCUUCACAUCCCCAUCCCGUCGCCUUCACUCCCCCCUCCCGUCGCUCUUCCCUUUUCCCUCGCGUCACCCUUCCCUUUUCCCGGACCGUCGCGCUUCCCUUUUCCCUCGAGUCGCUCUUCCCUUUUCCCUCUCGUCGCCUUCCCUUUUCCCUCCCGUCGCCUUCCCUUUUCCCUCCCGUCGCCUACCCAUUUCCCUCUCGUCGCCUUCCCUUUUCCCUCCCGUCGCCUUCCCUUUUCCCUCCCGUCGCCUUCCCUUUCCCCCCCCGUCGCCUUCCCUUUCCCCUCCCGUCGCCUUCCCUUUUCCCUCCCGUCGCCUUCCCUUUGCCCUCCCGUCGCCUUCCCUUUUCCCUCCCGUCGCCUUCCCUUUUCCCUCCCGUCGCCUUCUUUUUUCCCUCCCGUCGCCUUCCCUUUUCCCUCCCGUCGCCUUCCCUUUUCCCUCCCAUCGUCUUCACCGAACUCUCCCGUCGCCUUCACUUCCCUCUCCCAUCGCCCUCGCUCCCCCCUCCCAUCGCCCUGCUCAUUCUCCAGUCGCCCUCUCUUCCCCGGCUCACCCUGUUUCCCCAGCUCCCACGCUAGCCCCCGGCUCUCUCUGUCUGUCUCCCCUGCUCAUUCUCUUCGCCGUCUCCCCCCCAUUCCCCCACAACCUCUUCCUCAAGUUGUUGGUUGGUUCAUUUGCGCUAACGCUUCCCUCUCCGACGCUACCGUGACCCUGCACCCGACGCCACCCCGCCAUUUCUCCACGCUCAUCCUCCCUUUCCCUCACUACCACCCGCCCAAUCCCCCACUCCCCCGCGUCCUUUCCGCCACUCCCCCCCGCCCUAUCCCCCACUCGCACCCGUCCAUUCCCCCACUGCCCCGUUCCGUUUCCCCCACGCUAAUCCUCCGUUCCCCUGUGCCACCCUUCCAUCUCCCCCACGCCAACUCUCUCUCCUGCGCCAACGUUAAUGGUGCCAACCCGUUCCUCCACGCCAACUCUCCCUUGCCCUCUCGUCAACCAUCCCUUUCACCACGUCGUUGCUCUACACUUCCCCCUCCUGUCGCCUUCACUCCCAUUCUCACUCUCUCCCCCCCUGCUCACGGGAUUCCGAGCCCUCACUCCCAUUCCCCCUGCUCACGGGAUUCCGAGCCCUCACUCCCAUUCCCCCUGCUCACGGGAUUCCGAGCCCUCACUCCCAUUCCCCCUGCUCACGGGAUUCCGAGCCCUCACUCCCAUUCCCCCUGCUCACGGGAUUCCGAGCCCUCACUCCCAUUCCCCCUGCUCACGGGAUUCCGAGCCCUCACUCCCAUUCCCCCUGCUCACGGGAUUCCGAGCCCUCACUCCCAUUCCCCCUGCUCACGGGAUUCCGAGCCCUCACUCCCAUUCCCCCUGCUCACGGGAUUCCGAGCCCUCACUCCCAUUCCCCCUGCCCACGGGAUUCCGAGCCCUCACUCCCAUUCCCCCUGCUCACGGGAUUCCGAGCCCUCACUCCCAUUCCCCCUGCUCACGGGAUUCCGAGCCCUCACUCCCAUUCCCCCUGCUCACGGGAUUCCGAGCCCUCACUCCCAUUCCCCCUGCUCACGGGAUUCCGAGCCCUCACUCCCAUUCCCCCUGCUCACGGGAUUCCGAGCCCUCACUCCCAUUCCCCCUGCUCACGGGAUUCCGAGCCCUCACUCCCAUUCCCCCUGCUCACGGGAUUCCGAGCCCUCACUCCCAUUCCCCCUGCUCACGGGAUUCCGAGCCCUCACUCCCAUUCCCCCUGCUCACGGGAUUCCGAGCCCUCACUCCCAUUCCCCCUGCUCACGGGAUUCCGAGCCCUCACUCCCAUUCCCCCUGCUCACGGGAUUCCGAGCCCUCACUCCCAUUCCCCCUGCUCACGGGAUUCCGAGCCCUCACUCCCAUUCCCCCUGCUCACGGGAUUCCGAGCCCUCACUCCCAUUCCCCCUGCUCACGGGAUUCCGAGCCCUCACUCCCAUUCCCCCUGCUCACGGGAUUCCGAGCCCUCACUCCCAUUCCCCCUGCUCACGGGAUUCCGAGCCCUCACUCCCAUUCCCCCUGCUCACGGGAUUCCGAGCCCUCACUCCCAUUCCCCCUGCUCACGGGAUUCCGAGCCCUCACUCCCAUUCCCCCUGCUCACGGGAUUCCGAGCCCUCACUCCCAUUCCCCCUGCUCACGGGAUUCCGAGCCCUCACUCCCAUUCCCCCUGCUCACGGGAUUCCGAGCCCUCAUUCCCAUUCCCCCUGCUCACUCUCUUUCCCCCCCGUCUCACCCAUUUUCCCCCUCCUGGGACUAUUUCCCCCACUUUCUCGGCCUAAUAUUGCCCUGCACACUCCCUUGCUCCUUGCUCACACUCUCCCCUUCUGCUCACACCCUUUUCCCCUGUACUUGGGGGAUCUCACCCCCCUCUUCACUCUCCAUUCCCAUUCCCCUUCGCUCACCCCUUUCCCACCUCCAACUCCUCUCAUUUUCCCUUUGCGCACUCCCUUCUCCACCCUGCUCUCUCUGUUUCCCCUUUUGCUAAUCCCUCUGCCUCGUCCACUCCUCCCAUGCAUGCCCUUCGUUACCUCCACCUCCACCCCUUGCUCAUUCUGUCAUACGUUCUCCCCUAUUGGUUCCCUUCGCUUGCCACCAUUCCGUUCCCUUCACCUGCCUUCAACUCCCAUCUGCUCUCCCUCGAAUACACCUCCUCCUUUUCCUCCUCGGUUCAGUAAGGGCCUUACGUUCACUGUGCUACCCUGCGCCGCCCUCCUUUCUCAUAGCUACCCUGGUCAUUCUCCCAUCCCUGAUUCACUUGCGCUAACGCCUCCUGCACCGAUGCUCCCCUUUAUCCCACUCCCACCAUCUCUUUUCCACCCCCACCUCCCCCCCUUCUCCCGCAGUCGCUGGUGCACUUUGGCCGGCUACACCUCCCUAGCCAUCUUCACCCACCUCGACCUCUCCCACUCGCGCGGCGCCACACUUCCUCCUCCUCCGCACCUCACCACUCUCCACCGCACUCCACUCCUCCAGGCCCUCACACCCCGCCCUGCGGCUAGCAGUGGUUACAAGCAGCAGGAUCCAUCACACACCUCCACCUCUACCCUGCUCCUGUCUCUGACACCCAUGUGUUUCACCUCGCCAACUCCUGUCCCCACACGGUAUGCCAGCUCCUCCCCACUCUCUACCGCACUCUACUCCCCUUUCACGCACUCACAACCCGCCCUGCGACCUGAAGUGCUCACUUUGUUUCCGCGCACGCUACCAACCCCUGCCCCAUUACCCUCUCUCUCGCUCCCAUUUCCUUCCCCGACAAACACCCGCCCCAGCCCCAUCUCCCCCGCGUCCAGUCCCCCACUGCCUCCAACCUUACCCCCACUCCCCCAUGCCCAUUCCCUCACCCCCCUCGUUCUUUCCCCGACUCCCCCCCGUGUCCUUAGGAACACUGCCACCCGUCCAUUCCCCCAUUCCUCCCCGUCCAAUACCCCACUCACUCCGUACCUUUCCCACACAAUAACCCGCCCUUUCCCCAACGCCAACGCUCAGCUUCCCCCACUUACACCCUCCCUUUCACCCGCACAUACCCACUCCCCUCCCCCACUCCACCUCGUCCUUCCUUCCGUCCAAUCCCCAUCUACUCCCCAUCCACCCUCCUAUGCUACCCUGGGCAUCCUCUAUUCCCCCUAUCAACACAUGACAUCCUCUCUCCCCCCUGCUACCCAUGUCAUCCUCUAUGCCCCUAUCAACACAUGA
Messenger RNA from Closterium sp. Naga37s-1, 3732 nucleotides. The record is from the annotation of a GenBank genome assembly. Lineage: Eukaryota; Viridiplantae; Streptophyta; Zygnematophyceae; Desmidiales; Closteriaceae.